GUCUUAGAUUUUAAGCAAGAGGUUAAUAGUCUUUGUGAAAGAUAUUGGCCAACUUCGUCCUCUAUCACUAAGGAAUCUGUUAGGGAAUGUUUUACCACCAAGAGGUGGGGUGAUUCUGAUGAGGAUGCUGUGAAGUUGGCAGUUUUGUAUUUCAUGGAGUGGUUCUUGCUUAGUGGCACUAAGCAUAAAAAUGUACCCAAGUCUAUUUUAGAUGUUGUAGAUAGUGGGAGGUACAAUGAAUUUGCUUGGGGCCGGAGUUCUUUUGAAUUGACUAUUUCCUCAUUGAAGGGUAAGCUUGAUAGUUGGGUUGAGGGGGUUAGGAAGGCAAGGAGUUCGGGAAAGAGGCCGAGUGUUUUUUACACUUUGAUUGGUUGUCCUCAUGUUCUUCAAGUUUGGUUCUACGAGUGUUGUAAGUACAUGAAAGGUAAGUACUGCCAAAAGGAAAGCUCUCGUAUUCCAAGGAUCACUCAGUGGACAUGCAAUAGUCAACCUACUUUCAAAGUUUUGAAGACUACUAUCUUUGAUGUUUCCAAAGAUAAGGUAUAUCUGUUUGUUGUAAUUUGGUUUUUCAGUAGUUGUUUUUGUGUUGUUUUUCAUUAUUAUUAAUCUUCAUAAUUGAAAUUUUAAUUUUGGUGUUUUUUGAUCAGCUGCAACUUUCAAAUAUGAGGCCCACGGCUGGUGAGUUCAAAGCUUUGAAACUGAGCAGUUUCAAGUUCGACACCGACUACAACUCUUACAAGAGUCUUCCUGUUCCCGAAGAGCCAACUGUUGCUCAGAGUGACAUUUCUGUCAAGCUUGAUGCCUUUUCUGAGAAAUUUCAUGGGUUGGAGGUCAAGAUCGAUUCGUUGCAUACUUCCCAACAGAAGAUUCAUCUGAUUUGGUUGAGUUGAAAGAGUUUGUGUCUGCACAGUUUGUUUCUUUUGGUGCUCAGAUGGCUUCAAUGCAGACACAGUUUUCUACUGUUUUUGCCGAUUCCUAUGCCAAGGUAUUUUAGUUUUUCAAUAGUUGUUUUUCGGUUUUUUUUAAGUUGUUUUAUACUAAUUUAAUUUGUAAUUUCAAUAUAGGAAAAAGGCAGUGACUCUUCCAAUGAUGAUGAUGGAGGUGGUGAUGAAGCAGAUUUUGAUUUAAAUGAAUCUGAAGAAACUGAUGAAAAUGAAGAAGAGAAUGUUAUGGGUGAUGAGGAAGGGGAGGGUAGUGAAGGUGAAGAGAAGGAUGGUCAAGCCGAUGAAGAUUCUGACUCAAAAGAAAAAAAUGAUAAUGGCAGUGAUGAUGAUGCCACUGAUAGUGAGGAGAAGGUAGAUAAGUAGACAAUGUAACUAGGUUUUAGUUACUUUGUGUGGUUUAUUUUGUUGUAAGUCCGUUUUAGGUAGUGCUCUUGUAAUUCUAUGUUAUUGUUAUGUCUCUUGUUAUGUUUUAUUUUUCAGAAAUUUGCAACUAUUUUCAGACUAUUUAUUUGUAUUUAUUAUGUUAUUUAUAUGGCUGUGUUUGUAGAUUAUGUUGUUCGCAAUUUAUUGUUGGUCUUCUUAUUUUACUUGUUGUUUUUAUUUUGUUAUGUAGUUUUUUUUUAGUUGUUGAAGUCUUUCACAAAAAAUAACUUCACUUUUUUCCAUUUUCUUUUUCCUUUAUUUUCUGUAUCAAGAAUUUCGUUGAUUUCAAUGACGGCCCUACUCAAAUAGAUGUUGAGGCUCCUGUUCAGUCCGGGGUAAAAGCAGUUGAGCUUAUGGUAAUGUUGCUUUUGUGUUGUUUUUUGGUUGUGUAAAGGUUGUUAUUUUUUAACCAUGAUCUAAUUCCUUUUUAAUACCAUAUAUAAACAGAUGUCUUCAGAUGGAAUUGGUGGUGAUCCUUGUAAACAGAUUUCAGUUUCUGAAAAUGUUGAGGUUACGGAUCGUCGUCUUGUUUGUUUUGAGAUGGGUGCAACAGGUCUCAAUGUUGAUUCUAACAUUGAACUUGAAGAUGACCCAAUUCCCGUUGAAGAAACUCCUCUUGUUGACAAGAGGAAAUCUAAGAAACCCAUAGCGCUGACGUCUCCGUUUAUGGAGUAUGACUCUUCCAUUUCUAGUUCUAAAGAUGGUUCUGGUUAUGGAGUUGUUAAGUAUGUGGCUGGGUUGUGUCCUCUCGAUGAUAAGAUUGGUGAAGAUGUAGAACAUAAAGACGAGAUUGAUUUUGACUUGUGGCUUGGUGAAGGACGCCGAUCGAAGAAAGAUCCGCAUGAUAAGGAGAAGGUUUACUUGAAGGGUAAGGAUAAGAUUGUUCCCCCUUUUCGUUUUGGCGUGGAAGAUGUUGCAACCAAGAUGUGGUUCCACAAGCUUGCAUAUCCUGGCCAAUGUUUGACUAAUUCUCAUCUGGACAUCAUUUUUUACUAUCUACGUAAAAAAGGAAAGUAUGCAAAGGAGCCAAAGGUUAAGUUCACAACCACCGAUUGCUUAUUCUUCAAAACCAUUCAUGCUUUGUAUGAAAAAUUUAUUGCACAGAAAAAAAAUCUUUCUUUGAUAACUGCCCAGCAUGCCAUUGCUGAUUAUAUAAGAGGUAGAAAAAUGUUAUGUGGUUCCCCUUGGCAUUUGUGCGAUCAUGUUUUCUUUAUCAUCCAUAUGGAGACUGAAUCACAUUGGAUUCUUGGUCGAUUGAAUAUUGAGGAAAGGCGUGUGUACAUGUACAACUCCUUGUCGACUGCUAUGAAAGAUAGUGCUGCUAUCAAAGCUUGUCAGCCAUUUGCGGUGUUGUUGCCCCACUUUUUUGCUUUGUUUGAUGAGUUCAAAAAGGAAAACAAACCGGUUUGUUUAGACCCUUUCAAAGUUGUUAAGGUUGAUGGUUUGCCUCAACAAACCUCGAAUGACUGUGGUUGUUUCGUUGCAUCGUUCGCCGAAUACUUUAUUGAUAUGAAACCGAUUCCUCCCAUAUUUGAUGUUGAGAAACACCGUGAUAGGCUUGCUGUGUUGUUCUAUAAGUAUGCUCGCAUGAAAGAAGUGGAAUUUAUUGAUAGUGAAGAUGAGGCUCCUCCAAAGGGUCCAAAGAAGAAUUUGUCUUAGUUAUCUAUUGGUUGUUGUUGGAAAUACUACUUUUUUUUAUGUAGCUUUUGUUUUUUCUAUUACCAGAUUAUGUUCAUAAUCAUAGACAAGUUGUUGUUUCUAUCAUGUUUUUUUCUUAA
Messenger RNA from Cannabis sativa, 3145 nucleotides. RefSeq lists its product as uncharacterized. The record is from RefSeq and is a predicted model, not a curated record. The coding region runs from base 1815 to 3026 and encodes 403 amino acids. Gene Ontology annotation, biological process: proteolysis. Gene Ontology annotation, molecular function: cysteine-type peptidase activity. NCBI's taxonomy places the organism in Eukaryota, Viridiplantae, Streptophyta, Magnoliopsida, Rosales, Cannabaceae. The transcript is spliced from 5 exons.